Messenger RNA from Girardinichthys multiradiatus, 3813 nucleotides. It is a transcript of the gene gnb5b, whose product is annotated as guanine nucleotide binding protein (G protein), beta 5b. The record is from RefSeq and is a predicted model, not a curated record. Gene Ontology annotation, biological process: G protein-coupled dopamine receptor signaling pathway; G protein-coupled receptor signaling pathway. The transcript has 13 exons. Gene Ontology annotation, molecular function: signaling receptor complex adaptor activity; protein binding. Gene Ontology annotation, cellular component: cytoplasm; heterotrimeric G-protein complex. The coding region runs from base 391 to 1578 and encodes 395 amino acids. Lineage: Eukaryota; Metazoa; Chordata; Actinopteri; Cyprinodontiformes; Goodeidae.
AAAGAAGUUUAGGGUAUCAAUCAUGCAAUUUAUGUGGAAUCUAUGGUGGGACUGAGGGGAGAGUAAGUUGUUUUUUCUUUGUUUCAGAUUAACGAAUUAGCUGAUCUGAUGCCAUGGAGCCAAGUACAAUCAAACAAGAAUGAAUUCAUGGUAAAAUCCUUUGGUCCUACCUUUAAACGGAUCCUCCAGGCCUCGCAGAAGAAGCAGCCAAGUAAAAACAGAGCAGAGUCACAGCUUAGACACUGUCCUAAGAAGCUUACUGCGUCCUCUCUGUCCCUCACUGAUCAACCCGCCUCACUGGAACAACUCAGCUCACACCUACAGGCGCAGGUACCUGCUGUGGAGAGGGAAACAUUGUCUUCUGUGGUGCAUCGGUGAUCCUCUGCAGCCAUGUGUGAUCAGACUUUCAUGGCGGCCACUUUUGGCCCGUGUGACAGCUGCAGCAAGGCGAGUCCUCUGAUGAACAUCUACAUUAAGAGCGAGGCCAUCAACUACUGCUCCUUCUGCGUGGAAAUGAUGGCUUGUCAGGGGCUCCAGAAAGGGGAGACCCUGGCAUCGCUGAAGAAGGAGAGCGAGAAUCUGAAGAAGAAGCUGGAGGAGGAGCGGGGCAAGCUGAACGACAUAGAGUUGCAUCAGGUCGCUGAGAAGGUUGAGGCGGUGGCUGCUCUCUCCUUGAAGACCAGGCGUGUUCUGAAAGGUCAUGGGAAUAAGGUGCUGUGCAUGGACUGGUGCAAGGACAAACGGCGCUUGGUCAGCUCCUCACAGGAUGGAAAAGUGAUUGUCUGGGAUGCAUUCACUCUUAAUAAGGAGCAUGGGGUGACCCUACCAUGUACGUGGGUUAUGGCAUGUGCAUAUGCUCCCUCUGGUUGUGCUGUGGCAUGCGGCGGCUUGGAUAACAAAUGCUCGGUGGUCCCGUUGUCACUAGACAGAAAUGAGAAUCUGGCUGCAAAGAAGAAGUCGGUCGCCAUGCAUACCAACUAUGUAUCAGGAUGCUCCUUCACCAACUCAGACAUGCAGCUGCUGACCUCCAGUGGGGAUGGCACAUGUGCACUGUGGGACGUGGAGAGUGGGCAGCUGCUGCAGAGUUUCCACGGUCACACGGCAGACAUCUUGUCCCUGGACCUCGCUCCGUCUGAGACCGGAAACACCUUUGUGUCUGGGGGCUGUGAUAUGAAGGCCAAUGUGUGGGAUAUGCGCUCAGGACAGAACAUUCAGUCUUUUGAAAGCCACGAGUCUGACAUCAACUGUGUGAAGUAUUACCCCAGUGGAGAUGCAUUUGCAUCUGCGUCAGAUGACGCCACGUGCCGUUUCUAUGACCUGCGAGCUGACCGUGAAGUCGCCGUCUAUCAGAAGGACAGCAUCAUAUUUGGCGCCUCCUCUGUGGAUUUCUCUCUGAGUGGCCGUCUGCUCUUCACUGGGUACAAUGACUACACUAUUAACGUUUGGGACGUUUUGAAGGGAACUCGUGUUUCCAUCCUGUUUGGCCAUGAGAACCGCAUCAGCAGGGUCCGUGUAUCACCUGAUGGCACGGCGCUCUGCUCGGCCUCCUGGGACAACAGUCUACGGAUUUGGGCCUAAAGUUGUUCGAUGGUUCAGUUCGCGUAAACGCCUGCCUGAAAUCAACACUCCUGCUUGAAUGCGAUAAUGCAAAACUUCAGCUCCCCCCAGAAGUUCAACAACAUCUAAAUGUGAAGAUGUAUCAGUUCCUUGUUAACACACAAAGGGAAACAGCUUAAACCUCAUCAUUGUUAGUUUCAUGGCUUAAUGGCUAAAAACACAGUGCCUUGAAAAUGUAUUCAUACCCCUGGAACUUUUUCAAAUUUUGUCAAGUUACAACAAUGUGAAUAUGAGUGCAUAACUGUAAAGUGGAAGGAAAAGAUGGUUUCUCACCUUUAUUUGAUCCAACUUCCCAUCAACUACAACCAGUUUUCCUAACCCUGAAAAAGGAAAGCAUAACCACAGCAUGAUACUGCCACCAUCAUGUUUCACUGUGGGGACAGUGCAGAGUCAACAUUUGCAUGAGGGCUGAAAAGUUCACUUUUAGUCUCAUAUCAACAGACAUACAUACCGUAGUUUCUGGCAAACACUCUCUCAUACAGUGGCGAUUACUCUAAGACUGCAAGGGAAGCUCAGCUUCCUUGAUCAAAUAUAUACUGUUGUGUGUACAUGUCAUUCACUAAAUAUGCGCUACAACGCGCUCAACGUUUGUUCAGAAUCAGCUUCUUAUCACUGGUAACGAAGUGACUAUCCUCUCACUCAUUCCCGCAGCUUCACAGUGCUUUAAACAAUGAGUUCCAUAGCGCAGCAAAAAUGCCGGGGUUUGUCCCGCCCAUCGGGCGCUCAGCGUCUCUGGGGGUCUAUGGGGCAGCCUCGGCUGCAGCGAAACGAGACGAGUCAUUGGAUAAAUGCUGGGGUUUUUCCCGCCCAUCGGACGCUCAGCAUCUCUGGGGGUCUAUGUGGCAGUGGGCUGGCCUCAGCUGGCCCGGAUGCUCAUCUUCUGCAUGAUGAUUGGAUGAUCUGUCUGAGGCUGAAUCCCUUUUUGAUUGACAGCAAAAUGAGCGAAUCAGCGAUCUUGAAAAUGAGCUUCCCCUCCUUAAAAGACCAGCAACCGCCAAUGCUCUUAUAGCUUGUAAAUUUCUUCUUGACACUCUUCUUUAAAGGACAGUUUUGUAAAGUACUUGACUAACUGCUGUCCUGCCAACAGAUUCUCCCACUAAAUCAAACAGAGAUGGAGUUUCUACUAUUUAGGUGACUUCUGAAAUGCAAUGGAUUUUAUAUAUGGGUAUCAUAUAACUGGGCUGAAUACAUGUGCACGCCACACUUUUCAGACUUGAACUUGUGAAAAAUCUUUGACUUCUUUGACUUUAUAGUGAUGCACUACUUUGUGCAAGUAUAUCACAUAAGAUUUCAGUAAAACACAUUCAAGCUUGUAAUUAUGUGACAUGUGAAAAAGUUGAACCAUGAACACUUUUACAAGGCACUGCGUACUGUAUCCUAUAUCAUUCCUUUUGAAGUGUUUUAUUACUUGUAGAGACAGUAGUAAUUAACUAAUGUGUUGGCUCACUGAUAAUGAUGUUGUACUCCUUAGAAAUCAGACUAAAUAAUUAAAACAAAUCAUGUUAAUAGCAUAUUUAUGCAAUAACUGCUGCCACGGAUAAAAGCAGUACUAACAAAUAUAUUUGUUGUUUUUGUCAUUUUAAUCUUAUUUAUUUGACUUAUGAGUAUACCUGAGCUAUAGUCAGGUUCACUGCUCUUCUUUUAUUGGGUUGGGAAGCGAUACUCUAACUGUUGCAUCUUAUGGCAUAAAGGAAGAUAUAUUCAGUUUAACUACAGAUAUUACCGUGUUUUUAUUUGAUUAACUGUUUUGAUCAACACUGAUAUUCCUGUGAUAAAAUAAACACAGUUGUGGAGCUCAUUCUGCCAUGCCUAUUGGGAAUUUAGGUUAUUCUGGGAGGCUGGCAGGCUGUCUGUGAGGCACAAUCUAUUAACAGCAGAGGAUGUACACUCCAUAUAUCAUAUUAUAUUGUUUUCACUCGGGCACAUCUGGUCACCCCGACAUGUUUUGGCACUUCUGUCUGCAAAAGGCCGACUAGGUUUAUGAGUGGGGUUUGUGUGGCAUUAGUGGCCUUUAUGCAUUAGUAGAUGGGCAGGAAGAAGGGAAGAAAGAAAUGGGGAAGAAACGCAGAAAAUGGCCUGGGACUGGGAAUUGUACCUGGGACAGCUGCGUGAAGGACUGUAUCCUAUAUUUAUGGUACCACUGAGCCAAAGAAAAAUUAAUAAUAAAUGGCUUGCAAAAGGCAGCCGAGAACACAA